CGCACACGACGCCCGUGAUGACAGCAGAGGCGGUUGGUGACAGCGAUAACAGGGUCCAGCAACAACCACUAGGCGCGGAAACACGCCGCACCCGUCGACGCUUAAAUCGCGCCGCUGCACCGCAGCCAUAUCGGAGCCGCAUGCUCCAGGCCUGCUGUCCAUAAUUCGCAGACUGUCUUCAGAUGUAAAGAAACUGUUGAUUCUUGGCCUUCCAAUCAAUCCAAUUCCACAGUUCGCCAUGGCGUCCGAUGAACGGCCCGCAUCCACCACCAUUCCUUCUGCCACGCCCAAGCCCGCAUCGUCGCCCUCCAAGUCAAACCCUCCAACCCGCACGACACCCUCAGCAGUCCAACGUAUACGCAUUCAAGCCCUCCGCUCCCUCGCCCUCCACGUGCACCGUCAUGACCGUUUCCUCGUGCGCCUCUCCGCCCUCCUCGAAAGCCCAGCUUCCACCGACGCCCUCCUCGGCACCCUCGGCUACACCCUCGAGCUCCUCGCCGCCCUGCUCUCGCGCUUCCUCACCCACCGCCUGGUGUCCCUCGCGUCCUCGAUCGCCAACAAAGCUGAGGAUGUCCUGCUCCCAGGCGAGACCCUCGUGGCGACACUGCCCACACCGUCAAGCGAGAAGCUGCUUUCCCAGGUAGCGACAGGGUCUAAAGCGCUUGCUGCCGUAAUUGGAGACUUCCGCAUCUUUGUGCGCAUGUGGGGACUUGCAGGGCUGUAUAUGUGGGCGAGGGGGCUGUGGAAUGCGCCGCUGGGUACAGAGGCCGGGGCGAAGGAGAGGGCGGUGAGGAGGAUUACGUGGGCGCAGAUUGGGAGUUUGGUGUUGUUCCAGGUGCUGGAGAACGGCGCGUACCUCGCGAGCAAGGGCGUGCUGACGAGCGACGCGUGGAGUGGGGAGGCUGGGAAGACGAGAGAGGGCGCAUGGUGGGUGUGGAGUAGCAGGUUUUGGGCUGCGCAUGUUGCGCUAGAAUUGGUCAGAGUUGGCGUGCUGAGAUACUAUGGAGACGGGAAAUUGGCGAGCGAAACAGAGAAAGACGUCGUAGGGGAUGGCGAGAAGGAGGGCAAGCUGUUGAUGGAGCAGAAGAGGAGGGAACGGUGGGUCUGGUGGAGAGACGCAGUGAGCAAUAUCGCAUACAUGCCCAUGACGCUGCAUUGGAGCGUUGAAGAAGAGAAGGGCUUCCUUAGCGACUGGGGUGUCGGCCUGCUAGGAGCGAUAGCUGGUGGUUCCUUGCUAUUAGACGCAUGGAAGCAAACCGCAUGAACGCUGGACCUGGACGGAAUUGAUAUUUCCAACAUUGCGAAUCGGAACAUUGUUUCUCGAUGGAGAUGGCGACCCCGCCAUUCAGUACGCGUCCGCUUCCACCAUACACUUUUGUACUAAUGUCGUUUCAGGUGUUUCCAACGACACCUAUCUAUGAUUGGAGGACAUCCAACCCCAGAUUUUCUCCCGCAUGUAGAUUAAGGCACCUC
This is a messenger RNA of Paraphaeosphaeria sporulosa, 1473 nucleotides long. RefSeq lists its product as uncharacterized. NCBI's taxonomy places the organism in Eukaryota, Fungi, Ascomycota, Dothideomycetes, Pleosporales, Didymosphaeriaceae. The transcript has a single exon. Bases 239 to 1264 code for a protein of 341 amino acids. The record is from RefSeq and is a predicted model, not a curated record.